UUAUGUGGACAUAUUGAAGCAACAAUUCCAGACAUCAGUUAAAGUUAAAGUUUGGUCGCAAAUGGGUCUUCCAAAUUUCUCACCAGAGGGCCGUGUGUGUGCUGCAGUGUUUGACUGUAAGUUCAUCGAGACGUCAGCAGCAAUGCAACACAACGUCUGGCCAACCUUCCAUGGCAUUGUACAGCAGCUACGACUACGCAGAGACACCAAGGAGAACAACAACCGCCGCAGACACACACACUCACACACACGCCGCGACAGCAUACCCAAGAAGGCCAAACGCUUCCUGGACAAGAUGGGGGCCAAGAACAAUGCCAACGUCGCAUUCCGUCUGAAGUCCAAAUCCUGCCAUGAUCUUUCAGUGCUCUAAGAUCCAGGACACACACACAACCCCACCCCUACUGCAGUCUACAUUAGACUGACCCCUCAAAACUGUCGCCCCAUUCGCCAGCCUCUGUGACGGUCUGGAGAAUCAACCAAUGGACAUGCAGUGUUCUGACAAUCUCAGCCGACAGAGAGAUUGAAAAAGGAAAAGAGAGAGGUGCUAGAUAAUUAGUGAUCUCUAAUCCUUUUAGGGUCAUGAGAGAGAUGUUAAUUCCUGUCCUUUUUUAAUCCCUCACUGAGACUCUCUCCUCUCUCUCUAUCAUCCCUCGUUCUCUCUCCCAAAAUGCUUGACCAGGGUUACCCAGACAAUUUGAAGCCUGAUAACAAGGUGCUUAAAUGUUCGUGGUUUUGUACAUAGUCCUAUCUGUCCGAUUGAG
Oncorhynchus mykiss (rainbow trout) is the source of this 761-nucleotide messenger RNA. NCBI's taxonomy places the organism in Eukaryota, Metazoa, Chordata, Actinopteri, Salmoniformes, Salmonidae. The record is from RefSeq and is a predicted model, not a curated record.